This is a messenger RNA of Meira miltonrushii, 1404 nucleotides long. RefSeq names its product ANTH-domain-containing protein. The record is from RefSeq and is a predicted model, not a curated record. Gene Ontology annotation, cellular component: clathrin-coated pit; clathrin-coated vesicle. Gene Ontology annotation, molecular function: phosphatidylinositol-4,5-bisphosphate binding; clathrin heavy chain binding; 1-phosphatidylinositol binding. NCBI's taxonomy places the organism in Eukaryota, Fungi, Basidiomycota, Exobasidiomycetes, Exobasidiales, Brachybasidiaceae. The transcript has a single exon. Gene Ontology annotation, biological process: clathrin-dependent endocytosis; clathrin coat assembly; vesicle budding from membrane. The annotation marks the transcript as partial.
AUGUCCAGAUACGAAAAGUUAAUAAAGGAGGCUACGAAGCCUAAACCUGGCGCUCCCAAGGCCAAGUAUAUCGACCCAAUCAUUGCAAGUUCUUUUAGCCAAGACGGCUCACUACAGGAUAUGUGUAAAGCUCUAUCUUCACGUUUGAACGAUAGCAGCAGCUUGGUGGUAAUGCGAAGCUUGAUAGUGAUUCAUACGCUAAUAAGAAACGGUGGUGUCGAUAACGUCCUCUCGGCAAUGUCUGGAAGUGGACAAGGAUCUUUGAGAUUACGCAACGUUAUUCAAGGAGGUAAUUGGCAAGGAUAUGAUGCUCCUCGGAUAUUGUCACCGUAUGCAGCUUAUCUCGACGAUCGUAUCAAAGCAUACAGAGAGCUACGACAUGAUGUGAUAAGAGCAGCAGAUGCAGCACGAACACGUGGAGGUGAUCGAAGUGAAGGAGCAGAAUCAGGUCUACGCCUCAGAAGAUUGACGGUCGAGAAAGGAUUAUUGCGUGAAGUUGGUGUAUGUCAGAAAGUUUGUAGUAGACUUUUGGAUGUUUUCUUUGCCUUCUUUUCCGGCGAGAAUACUCGAGAAGAGCUGGCACUUACAGCAUUCAGGAUGAGUUUAAAAGAUUUACUGGCGGUCUAUGCUGCAAUCAAUGAAGGCGUGAUCAACGUAUUGGAACACUACUUUGAGAUGUCAAAAGUGGACGCAACAAAUGCAUUGGAAGUAUACAAAAGAUUUUGCACGCACACAGAAAAGAUCGUUGCUUUUCUCGCAUCCGCAAGAAAAAUCUCACAUCAUCUCAAUAUAAACAUUCCAAAUUUGCGACAUGCUCCUGUCAGUUUAGCAGGUGCUUUGAAAGAAUACUUGGACGAUCCGAACUUUGAGAAGAAUCGACAAGAAUACAAGGAGAACAAACGUGUUGCAGAUGGAAAAGGUAUCAAGUCAGCGAGCAAAAAUGCGGAAGUGAAAAAGGGUGAACUACCUGCAUCUUCAUCAAAGAAGAGCAUCACGAUUCAGGAGCCCUCAGCAGAAGAAAAGGCAAAACCGGUCAAACCUCCUACCUCCAAUCAAGCAUUGCAAGAUUUCUUUGAAAGUAUCGAAACAGACCAAAUGAGUAUGUUUGGACCUGGAGCACAACAACAAGGUUUUAUGAUGCCACAAGCAACUGGUUUCCAACCUGCGAUGAUGGCUCCUCAAAUGACAGGAUAUAAUCCGUUCUUUGGACAGCAAUCCAAUUUUAUUGCGCCUCAACAAACGGCAUUCUUGCAACAACCACAAUUAACAGGAUUUGCACAAGGUGGAUUCCUUUCACCUCAAAUGACAGGCGCGAAUCCUUUCAGACAGAGUGUAAUGAUGCAGCCGACAGGUGGUGCAUUUGGCGCAGGAAACAUGUUUGGCAUGCAGCCAACAGGACUACCC